AGCUCCAGAAAAACACCCUUUUUCUAUUUUUAGUAACCAAACUCUUAAUAAAAAUCUUCUACUACUAACGAAAAGGGUUACGCCACCCAUUUUCUCUUCCCCUAAGACUACUUUCCAAAAAUAGCACUCUCUGAAGUCUGAACCCCCCCACCCCCACCAAACCUUAACCUCAUCCCCCCUAAAAGCUGGUCCCUCUUUUUAAUCUCCCCAUCUUCCUUGGAAUUCGCUCUUUUGUUUGGAGUAGUAACAGCAGCUUUGCUUUGUUGUCAACACGUACAAGCUGAGUUCCAAAAUCAAAGUCGGUUCUAUUUGAUAUUUCAUAAUAUACCCUCCUAGUAAUUUCCCAAACUUAGGGUUUGGGAUUUCCCCCCAAUAUAUAAUACGUGUGGGUGAGUUGUGUGUGAUUCUGCCCUUGCUUUGGGCUUUCGGUUUCUUAAGUUGUUGGAUUGUGGAUUUGGGAGGAAUAAGAUGAUCUUGAUUUUCAGAUAUUGGAUUCUGGGUAUGCCAAUAGUAGAAGACUGUAAUAGCUUGAGUUAUUUGAGCGUUCUCUAGCAUUUGGUUAAUUAAUUGGAGAAUUUUUUCGUUAUUCUCCUUUAAAAUGGAAAGGGGAGUUGGUUUUUGGGCCUCUCCGAGAAGUCAAAUGGAGGGUGUUGUCUCGUUUGAUGCUGGUGCGAGGUCUUCAAAUGUAGAUGAUUCAUUCAACAAUGUUAUGGAGAUUAUGAAUCUUGAUGCUUACACUGGAUGGUGCACUAGCCCUAGUGCAGCAGAGCAGAUGUUUGCCUCUUAUGCAGCAUCUUCGCAAAUUAAUUCCGUGUCUCAAAGUUAUGCACCGUUUGAAGGAUUGAGUUACACAGAACAAAAUACUGGAACAUUUCCUCCAAUGGAUGCCAAUAUGGUGGGAAGUACUGAUUGUGGAGGAGAGAAAAUGAUGUUCGGGCAAAAUGAUGAGCAGUUGCAUUUUGUGGUAGAUUCAACUGAUGGUGGCGGCUUGGUAGCUAAAAGAAGUAAAAAUUCAAGCCAGCAGGCUAAUGAUGCUGAUAUUAGCAACUCUAUGAUCGUAAGGUCACCUUCUCAACCACUUGCUGAGAGAAUGCUUAGGGCGUUGGCAAUGUUUAAAGAGUCAUCUGGUGCGGGGAUUUUGGCUCAAGUUUGGAUUCCAAUGAAGAAUAAGGAUCAGUAUGUCUUGAGCACGUGUGAACAGCCAUAUCUUCUUGAUCAGGCACUUUCCGGCUAUCGAGAGGUCUCUAGGAAGUUCACGUUUGAUGCAGAAACAAAACCAGGAUCGAUUCCAGGUCUUCCUGGUCGGGUGUUUAGUUCAAGAAUUCCAGAGUGGACGUCAAAUGUUCUGUACUACAAGGAGGCUGAGUAUUUACGUGUACAAUAUGCUGUAAGCCAUGAAGUUCGUGGAUCUAUUGCUUUACCUGUCUUUGAGGAUGAUGCAUAUGAAACUCCAUGUUGUGCAGUACUGGAACUCGUAACAAUGAAGGAGAAACCAAAUUUUGAUUUGGAAAUGGAUCAUGUUUGCCGUGCUCUCCAGGUUGUGAAUUUAAGGAGUAUUGCACCUCCUCGACUUCAUUCUCAGAGUCUCUCAAAGAAUCAAAGAGCUGCUUUAGCUGAGAUAACAGAUGUUCUGCGAGCAGUUUGCCAUGCGCAUAAGCUGCCUCUUGCUCUGACGUGGAUUCCCUGUAGUAUCACUGAAGGAGAAGGAGAUGAAAGCAUAAGAGUCCUUGCUAGAGGAUGUAAUGCAAGUUCAAAUGAAAAAUGUGUGUUAUGCGCUGAGGAUACAGCUUGUUAUGUGAGUGACAAGGAAAUGCAGGGAUUCGUACAUGCUUGUAUGGAACAUUAUCUUGAGUUAGGUGAAGGUAUUGUUGGGAAAGCUCUUCAAUCUAACCACCCCUUCUUCUACCCUGAUGUGAAGGAGUACCAUAUAAGCGAGUACCCACUUGUUCAUCAUGCACGAAAGUUUGGUCUAAAUGCUGCUGUGGCUAUAAGAUUACGUAGUACAUUCACCGGAAAUGACGAUUACAUAUUGGAGUUCUUUCUUCCUAUCAGUAUGAAGGGAAGUACCGAGCAACAGCUUCUCUUGAAUAACCUUUCAGGUACCAUGCAAAGAAUCUGCAGAAGUUUGAGAACAGUAUCAGAUGCAGAAUUGGUUGGACAAGGUGCUACGUUUGGAUUACAAGAUGGAUUUGCUCCCAAUUUACCACCGAUUACAUUGUCUAGAAGGAACUCUCAGCACUCGUUAGACAGCAAUUCAAAUUCUGCGAGUGUGGCUCCUUUAGGCGUAUCUGAUUCAAAGAAUGCUGGAAUACAAGCUGAUGGUUCUCGCGAACAGACAAUGAUUGGAUCAAGAAGACAGAUGGAGAAAAAACGAAGUACAGCAGAAAAACAUGUUAGCUUAAGUGUUCUUCAGCAGUACUUCUCUGGAAGCCUGAAGGAUGCUGCAAAAAGCAUUGGUGUGUGUCCAACUACCUUGAAAAGAAUAUGUCGACAACAUGGGAUAUCAAGAUGGCCAUCCCGGAAGAUAAACAAAGUCAAUCGGUCUUUGAAAAAGAUACAAACAGUGCUUGAAUCUGUCCAAGGAGUAGAAGGGGGAUUGAAGUUUGAUCCAGCCACUGGAGGUCUCGUUCCUGCUAGCUCUAUCAUCCAAGAUUUUGAUGCACAGCAAAGCAUAUUUUUUCCCUGCAAAGAUGUCUCUGUCAAAAAUCCUAGUUCUGUUUUCCAGGACGCUGUGUCUGUACCCUCAACUUCAGGCGUUGACAAAGAAAACUCUAUGGUGAAAAUGGAAGAGGACUCUUAUGUUGAUGGGAACCAGCUCGGCCAAUCAAAUCAUAUCAAUACUAGCUCUUUCAAGGGAGGAAAUAAGUCAAGUAUACCAGUGUCUGGAUUUUGUUAUGAACCCAAAUUGGCAGCAUUAGAUGCAAUGUCAUCUAGACCUGCUAAUCAGACGAUGCCAUUAACUAAUUCUAGAAAUGCAUCAUUGGGCUCUUUCUAUACAAAAGAAGGAUGCGGGAGGUGGGGGUUGGACAAUGAUACGUUGGACAAUCUUGAGUGUCAUUUCACUUCUCGGUGCUCAUAUUCGAAAGCUGCUGGAGGUGAUGGUGACACUAAGAUGAAAGGAGAUAAUGAAAUGGAUGGUGAUGGUGGGGUCAUUGAACAUAACCAAGCCAGUUCUUCAGCGAUGACAGAUCCAUCCAGUGGGUCUGAGUCAAUGAUGAACGGCAGUUCAUCAAGCUCCCGCAGUCGUGGUGCACGGAAGCAUUCUAAAGUUGAGGCAAACUUUGGCGAUAGUGGGUCAACAAUUACUGUGAAAGCCACUUACAAAGAAGAUACAACCCGAUUUAAGUUUGAGCCUUCAGCAGGGUGCUUCCAACUUUAUGAGGAGGUUGCGAAGAGGUUUAAACUGCAGACUGGGACAUUCCAACUCAAGUAUCUUGAUGAUGAGGAGGAAUGGGUGAUGUUGGUAAAUGAUGCAGAUUUGCAUGAGUGUCUUGAGGUACUGGAUUUUGUUGGUGGCCGCACUAUCAAGUUUCUUGUCCGCGAUACACCUUAUGCUAUGGGUAGCUCAGGCAGCAGUAACUGCUUUUUGGCUAGUGGCUCCUAGUACUGUAGCCGCAUGCUGGUCAGAAAGCUUCAAUCAGCAUCUGGUACUCUAUAUAUCCGAGUAUGAGGGUUUCUAGUUUACACAUGGAUCCCUUAUAGGUUUGGUUUUGGAAGAGCUUUUUCAUUCUACCUUUCAAUUUUCCUACAGUUGAUAUGCAUUGUCAACAAUCCUUGGACUGCUAAAUCUAUGUGGCUGAAGUCUACUUGACAGUCUCGAAGAUAGUUGCUGUGCUUAUUCCUAGCAGAGAUCCAAAGAAGAAAACCAAGAGCAUAAGAAGAUGCACCAGUAGAAGCGUAGUAGGUGGAAAUCAUUUGUUGUCUGUUUUCUCUUACGUUACAUGUGAGAUAGAUGGCACAUCUUUGUAUAAAUCACAAAUGAGUUAAAAGGCACUGUCUCAAGUGCCUUACUACUUUGUAAAUAUGUUAGUUUAAGUAUGUUCUUUUAGGGAAUAGUCAAAGCAAUAAGUUGUACAAUAUCCUUUUAGCAAUAAGUUGUACAAUAUCUUUUGAAUAAGAAAAUGUAAGAUAUCCUCUUCUAGUGUUUG
Molecule: messenger RNA, 4148 nt
Organism: Nicotiana attenuata
Lineage: Eukaryota; Viridiplantae; Streptophyta; Magnoliopsida; Solanales; Solanaceae
Product: protein NLP9-like
Exons: 6
Coding region: 599-3604 (1001 amino acids)
Molecular function (GO): protein binding; DNA-binding transcription factor activity
Source: RefSeq, a predicted model, not a curated record